This is a messenger RNA of Olea europaea var. sylvestris, 1779 nucleotides long. RefSeq names its product chaperone protein dnaJ A7A, chloroplastic-like. The record is from RefSeq and is a predicted model, not a curated record. The transcript has 8 exons. Gene Ontology annotation, cellular component: cytoplasm. Lineage: Eukaryota; Viridiplantae; Streptophyta; Magnoliopsida; Lamiales; Oleaceae. The coding region runs from base 162 to 1481 and encodes 439 amino acids. Gene Ontology annotation, biological process: response to heat; protein refolding. Gene Ontology annotation, molecular function: ATP binding; heat shock protein binding.
GGGUCGUAUAUGUAUAGUUCUGGAAAGCUCUCUCUCUCUCUUUAGGUGCCUCAUCUCUCCACACUCAAAAUAACACGUACUACACACACUGAGUGCUCCUUUCCGCCUCGCUCUGCUGCACUACCAUAAGCUCAAUUCUGCAAAUCCCUUCAGUGAAUUGAAUGGCAAUCAUACCUUGUGGAAGUACAUGGGGAGUUCAGCCUCAAUUUAUGUCAAGAUCCUUCAUUAUAAAUAAAUUUUCAACAUCGCCCCUUUGUUUCUCAAGCAGAAUCAGGUCAUUGUCAUCACCUAGUUCAACGUUUUUGUCUCAAAAAUCCUUGAGUGCACUUUUUAGAUUGGGAUCAUACAAUAACUCACGUCAACAACGAAGAACUCGUUUGGUUGUUAGAGCUGACAGAGAUUACUAUACUGUGCUUGGUGUGUCUAAAAAUGCCAGCAAAUCAGAAAUCAAAAGUGCAUAUCGAAAACUUGCCAGGAACUACCAUCCUGAUGUGAACAAAGAACCUAAUGCUGAAGAGAAGUUUAAGGAGAUUAGUAAUGCUUACGAGGUUUUGUCAGAUGACGAGAAACGCUCGAUAUAUGAUAGGUAUGGGGAAGCUGGGCUCAAAGGUGCUGGCAUGGGCACGGGGGAUUUUAGCAACCCCUUUGAUCUAUUUGAGUCAUUAUUUGAUGGUCUUGGCGGUAUGGGUGGUAUGGGCAUGGGAGGAAGAGGAUCUCGUAACCGAGCCACAGAAGGUGAAGACCAGAUCUACAACCUGGUUUUGAAUUUCAAAGAAGCCGUAUUUGGGGUUGAGAAGGAGAUUGAGAUAACUCGCCUCGAGAGCUGCAACACUUGUGAUGGUUCAGGAGCGAAACCAGGAACAAAGCCAACUACAUGUGGCACUUGUGGCGGUCAAGGGCAAGUCGUCUCGUCAGCUAGGACCCCACUUGGAGUCUUCCAACAGGUAAUGACAUGUUCUUCUUGUGGUGGGACGGGAGAAAUUUCUACUCCUUGCAACACGUGCAACGGUGAUGGCCGAGUAAGGAAGUCAAAGCGGAUUAGCUUGAAAGUUCCUGCUGGGGUAGACUCUGGCAGUCGUUUGAGGGUCAGGUCCGAGGGAAAUGCUGGAAGGAGAGGGGGCCCUCCCGGGGAUCUUUUCGUGAGCAUAGAAGUUCUUGCUGAUCCUGUUUUGAAACGGGAUGACACCAACAUACUUUAUACUUGCAAGGUUUCAUAUAUAGACGCUAUUUUAGGAACAGCAUUAAAGGUGCCAACAGUUGAUGGGAUGGUCGACCUCAAGAUUCCACCAGGUACCCAACCUAAUACAACGCUAGUUAUGGCGAAAAAAGGCGUCCCUCUUUUGAACAAAAGAAAUAUGAGGGGAGACCAGUUGGUGAAAGUGCAAGUCGAGAUUCCUAAGCGCCUAAGCACUGAGGAGAGGAAACUCAUAGAAGAGAUUGCCAACUUGAACAAGGCAAAAACAGCAAACAGUAGCAGAUAGUGGAAGCCGACUGGCUGACUCCUUUUUUCUAUUACGCUCUAUGCAUCGAUGGUUGAUGCUGUGUUGCUUACAACUGUAGCAGGCAAAUUUUUCUCUGAAUCAAUUUAUACGCGACUGAAUUUAGGGUUAGGAAAUUUUGUGGGUUGAUAUUUGUAUUUUUUACCACAAAGCAAAAUGUUAGAAAGAUAUUUGGACAUACCUUUCAGCUAUUUAUGUGGUAGUCUAUCCAUAUUUUUCUAUAACUACCUUCUUGACUAUAAUUAUUCAGUAUUUAUUGGAAAGUUAUGUUUGGUUGAUA